GCCCUCCCUUGAUCUUUCCCAGAGUGCUGCGCGACGGUAAACAUGGCGGUCUCCUUGAGCCAAGUGAUGGGUCCGGGCUGGUGCUCGUUACUCGGAUUUUUAACGUCAGAUCUGCAGUGUGCACGGACUCUACUUAAUCCCAAGAAGAUGUUGACACCCCAGUCCCUGAUCCCAGUAAGGACGAAGAAGCGUCAUUUCAUCCCUCCGUCUGUGUCAGCCAAGCACAAGAGUUUUUCAGAGCAGGAGUCCAUGGCCAAAGCUGCAGGAGUCGUCGUCAGGCAGCAGUACUUGGAGAGAGCUAUCAACAUCACCUGCACAGCUGGAAUUUUAGACCCCUAUGUUCCUCCUGAAGGAGAUUCCCGCUUGUCCUCCCUCUCCAAGGAUGGUCUGAAACAGAGAGCUGAGCAGUUAAAACAGAGUGCUGCCUCCCAGCUCGCUCUCAGGAAGGUUAAGGAACAUGAUAAAGAAUUCAGUACUAAAGAUUUUCCUGCAAAGGCCCAAGAAAUCUUCAUCCAGGCACAUCACAAUCUCACAAACUUCAACAAGGAAAACCUUCAUACAUUGGUUACUGAGAGGUGCUACCCUGAAAUGGUGCGAGGUAAUCGCUUCAAAACUCUGCAAUGGCAGUUUCUUGAAUCCUUGGAGCCUCCACGUGUCGUUCACGUGCGCUGUCCAGAAAUGAUAAAUAAAGGCAAUGUGUAUGGGCAAAUCACGGUGCGCAUGCACUCUAAACAGACAUUGGCAAUCUAUGAUCGAUUUGGGAGGCUGAUGUAUGGCAGUGAAGAUCUGCCCAAAGAUGUGCUGGAAUAUGUGGUGUUUGAGCGCCAUUUAGUAAGUCCCUACAGCCGAUGGAGGAUGCAUGGCAAGAUUGUGCCAGCUUGGGCUCCACCGAAGGACCCGAUCAUUAAGACCAUCAUGAUUCCCAGUCCUGUGGUGAAGCCCUGGGAAGAAUUUGAGGAGAUGAAUUUAAGUAAAGAGAAACCUCAGCAAGUGCAGUGGAACAAAUAAGAGCAGGAAGCCUGCACAGACUCGAGAGGUUCUGCCGUAUGUGAAUAUGGACAUCUGCAGUCUGUUCUUGUUUAAUUUAUCAUGCCAAAAUAAAAAAAAUAUAUAUAUAUGUGAACAUUCUUUGAGUGACUUAGAGUUUGAAAAGGGAUUGCUUUCAGUUGUGUUUGGUAUGUAAAGAUGAAAAACUAAAAAAUAAUAUCUUUUUGGUAGACAGUGAUACAGUUUAAGAAAUUAAACUUUGUGGAGCAUUUGCAGCUUUACAGGAUUGUGUAACUGUCACUCUGCAGUUUUGAAGGCUGUGAGUUCUUUACGUGUUAACUUGUCUCCUUAGACCUCUGCCCCGUGAUUUAUCUUCACAUGAAUUCUUGUAAUUACCAUUCGUUAGAUUUUACUUUGGACAUUUUCAGGCACACACACUCAGUGGGUCAAUUUAGACUUGCUGAACAUGUGGACAGCAGGCCAGCUUCACAGAGCUGAGACGCAGCAGCACUAAGCACUGUGCCACACUUUCUAUGACAAUAUUCUUAGAUCUGAGCACCAACUUGGUAAAAUAAAAGCACAUUCCUAACUGCAGAAGGGAAUAAAAACCUUUUUAAAAACUUUCAAUAAAUGAUCACCUGAUUUAUGUUAA
This is a messenger RNA of Erpetoichthys calabaricus (reedfish), 1639 nucleotides long. It is a transcript of the gene mrpl45, whose product is annotated as mitochondrial ribosomal protein L45. Gene Ontology annotation, cellular component: mitochondrion. The record is from RefSeq and is a predicted model, not a curated record. NCBI's taxonomy places the organism in Eukaryota, Metazoa, Chordata, Cladistia, Polypteriformes, Polypteridae. The transcript is spliced from 8 exons. The coding region runs from base 43 to 1008 and encodes 321 amino acids.